AUGAUAACGCUGUCAAAAGAAAAGUGUGAGUCAUGGUAUCCAUCUUCAAGUUGUGGCACAAUACAAUCGAAUACUUUGACUAAUGAGGAAAUAUACGAUCUCCUUGAAAUCCAUAAUAAUAAGCGGGCUUUUGUUGCGAGCGGUAGUGAAAUGCGUGGAACCACGGGACCUCAACCAGCUGGAAUAAUUCAACCACUGCAAUGGGACUAUGAAUUAGCCAAAAUAGCUCAGAGAUGGGCCGACCAGUGUCGAUUCGGUCAUGAUCAUUGUCGCGAUGUUGACCGGUUCCCUGUUGGUCAGAACGUUGCUAAAAUGAUGCACAGUGCCGGAUAUACCAUAAAAUUGUCAGAUUUGGUACAGCUAUGGUAUGAUGAAGUUCAAGACUUUGACGGACAGAGUGUUUACAACUUCAGAUGGCAAUCGUACCCACAAAUCGGACAUUAUAGUCAGCUUGUUUGGGGCGAAACCACUCACGUUGGUUGCGCCGCCAUCAGAUACAUGGGCUACGAUGCCUGGUACACGACCUAUUUGGUUUGUAACUAUGGACCGUCUGGGAAUUGGAUCGGUCGACCUGUAUACUAUACUUACUAA
Molecule: messenger RNA, 591 nt
Organism: Microplitis demolitor
Lineage: Eukaryota; Metazoa; Arthropoda; Insecta; Hymenoptera; Braconidae
Product: venom allergen 3-like
Exons: 3
Coding region: 1-591 (196 amino acids)
Cellular component (GO): extracellular region
Source: RefSeq, a predicted model, not a curated record